AUGGCUAGCGCCAUGCCACUCGCAGAAGACAACACGUCGCAGACGACCCUACCCAUCGCGGGACAGACUGGCCGUCCACAGAAGCUAGAUCCCAAGAAGACGGGGUUCUUUGACUUGCCAGCCGAGCUCAGGAACGAGAUCUACGCAAUCACCCUCAUCAGACCACGAAAGCUAUGUAUCCGAGCAAUUGGCGUUGAUCGCACACCCAAAGUGCGCCUUGUCAAUACCCGCAUCUACACUUCGGUACUCCGGACCUGCAAGACCAUCUACGAGGAAGCCACGCCUGUCCUCUACGGCGCCAAUACCUUUCUCACAAGCUGCGAUGAUACGUCGUGGCAUUUUCUCAACAUGAUCGAUCGCUCCCUCGAGCAUGUUCGCCUCUUCGAGAGCACUGACACCGUUCAGCUUGAAAUCUGGAAGCGAAUAUUGGCUGUGAAAAGGCAUCUGAUGUUGGACCCGGACGACGAAAAUAUCGGGUGGAGAUUAGGGAGGGCCGUCCACGACUUGGAUCAGAGCCGAAUGCUAGGCGAGAAUGGUCACAAUGCGCCGGCGAGCCAAAUGGACAUCAUCGCGAUCGCAUCGUCCGUCAAGGAGGUGCGGCCUGGGAUUGCGCGCCGUUGUCGUACCUCAGAAGGUUCAAUGCCUUACGACAACAUCGCCAUCCUCUGGCUACUCGCCACGCACGCCGGCCUUCUCAUAGCCCUCACCACCACCCUCGCCCUCCCGACCCUGAAUCCCCUCAAAGCCAACGAGUAUCGAGUGGGAUUCUUCGACCUACCCGCAGAGAUCCGCAACAGGAUCUACGAGCUCGCGCUCACGAGGCCGCGGACACUCAGCCUGUGUACGACCUUUCAACACGGCAGACUUGUCCUGCGCCUGAACACCACACGGAUUUUCCCCUCCAUCCUCCUCGCUUGCGCCACGACUCAUCGUGAAGCUACUCCCAUACUCUACGGCGCGAACAAGUUCUCUGUUCGAUGUCAUGACACGGCGUUCUUGUUCCUGAUCCGUAUCGGACACUCGGUGAAGUUCGUCAAGGCUCUCAAGAUCGAAUGGGAUGCCUGCUCGGUUGGCAUGGCGGCGUUGAAGUUUGCUGUAUCUCUCGGGGGAUUUGACGAACCGGGGCAUCGCGAGGCUCAAUGGCAGAUUGCUGUUGUCUUUCAAGAGCUAUACGAUGGGGGACAGCGCAACUUCGGCAAGCCGCAGAUUUUGGAUCGGUUUGAGUCUGCAACAGCAUUCGUGCACUCGAACACCACGCUAUCGAGUUGCGCAUAA
Zasmidium cellare ATCC 36951 is the source of this 1275-nucleotide messenger RNA. RefSeq lists its product as uncharacterized. The coding region runs from base 1 to 1275 and encodes 424 amino acids. NCBI's taxonomy places the organism in Eukaryota, Fungi, Ascomycota, Dothideomycetes, Mycosphaerellales, Mycosphaerellaceae. The transcript has 2 exons. The record is from RefSeq and is a predicted model, not a curated record.